AUGGUGCCUGUAUCAUCUCUACCAUCCCCAUUUUCCCCAUCUCCACAACAAGGAGGAGAUUCUCUCGAUAUUGGAGCCCCAGAUUUGUCACAUUUAAGUGAAGAAGAACGCCAAAUAAUUUUACAAGUAUUGCAAAGACAAAAAGAUGAGGAAAGAAAAGAAGAAGAAAUUGCUCAAAAAGGAAAUCAAGAACUUUGGGAUAUUGAACGACAAAUUCAAGAACGUAAAGAAAAUGCUCAAAAAUUAAUUGGGACACAAGAUGAUGCUAUUUGCCAAAUUUGUCAAAAAACUAAAUUUGCUGAUGGGAUUGGGCAUAAGUGUUUUUAUUGUCAAUUGCGAUCUUGUGCUCGUUGUGGAGGCAAAACUACAAGCAAAAAUAAGAAUAUUUGGGCUUGUUCUCUAUGUCAGAAAAGGCAACAAAUUCUGGCUAGAACAGGGAAAUGGUUCCAACAACAACAACAAACACAUUUAAAUGACAAUGUUUUUCAAGAACAAACAACACAACAACAUCAAUUACCACAAAAGUCUUCAGAUUUUUCAAUUUCCGAACAUACAAAAACAACACAACAAAAUGAAAAAUUACAAAGAAAACAAAGUUUGUCGUCACAACAACAAAAACGAAAUUCUCUAACUCGCCAAAACACAUUAAAAAGACAACAAACAAUAGAGCAGACAGACGACAAAAAUAUGAAACAACAACCUAUAAUAAAUGGAACAACAGAAGAAUUACCAAAAACAUCUAAUGAAACAUCUAAAUGGAACGGUCAGACACGCAGAAGCAUUAAACAACAAAGAGAACACAACAACAACAAGAGUUUUAAACAACAAAGUUUUAAUGUUCAGAAUUCUUUAGACGAGGAAAACAACAACAACAUCAGAGAAAAAGAAAAUGUUAGAAAAACAUUACAAAAACAAGUUUCAAACAAAGUUGGAAACGCUCUAACUAGGCAACAAACACAACAACAACAACAGCAUAACUUACAACAACAACAAAGGUAUUGUUUUUAUGUUUGUUUUAAUUUUUGUUUUUGUUUUAUUUUUGUGUUUUUAUUUGUUUUGUAUUUUCAAAAAGGCUUCCAUUGUUUUUGUUUGUUUUGGUGUUUGUUUGUUGUGAUUGUAAUGUUUUUGUGUUUUGUAUAUUUUGUUUGUUUGUAUUAAAGUUUUUGUAUAUUUGUUGUAUUUUUUCUUUGCUUUUCUUCAAGUUUUUGUAUUUUCUGUUGCGUUUCUAAGUUUUGUGUUUUCUGUUUUUAUCUUUUACAACUCCAAU
Molecule: messenger RNA, 1267 nt
Organism: Meloidogyne enterolobii
Lineage: Eukaryota; Metazoa; Nematoda; Chromadorea; Rhabditida; Meloidogynidae
Source: the annotation of a GenBank genome assembly